Messenger RNA from Scutellospora calospora, 1197 nucleotides. NCBI's taxonomy places the organism in Eukaryota, Fungi, Glomeromycota, Glomeromycetes, Diversisporales, Gigasporaceae. The record is from the annotation of a GenBank genome assembly.
AUGUCAAGUACUGCUCCACCCAUUUAUGAUCAUGGUGAUAUUGCUUGGGUGUUGGCCUCUUCGGCCUUAGUAUUUAUUAUGGUUCCAGGUGUAGGAUAUUUCUAUAGUGGUAUGGCUCGUAGUAAGAAUGCAUUAUCUCUUAUUAUGCUUAGUGUGUUAUCAGUGGCCGUUGUAUCUGUUCAGUGUAUGUUCGCCGCUAUCACUCCCGCACUUGCCAUCGGUUCUGCUGCUGAACGUGGUCGUAUUAUUCCUACGAUUAUCUUCAUUUUUCUAUGGACUACUUUAGUCUAUGAUGUGAUUGCGUGUUGGACGUGGAACCCUAACGGUUGGGCUUCUAAAUUAGGUGUUCUAGAUUAUGCUGGUGGUACCCCUGUACACAUUUCAUCUGGUUCUGCCGCUCUUGCCUAUGCUUUAAUUCUUGGUAAACGUAAUGGUCAUGGAACUGAUGAAUUUAAACCUCAUAAUGUUGCUAAUGUUGUUCUUGGUACUUCCUUACUUUGGUUUGGUUGGUUUGGUUUUAAUGGUGGUUCUGCUUUGGCAGCUAAUGGACGUGCUGCUAUGGCUUGUAUCGUCACAAAUUUGUCCGCUUCGGUAGGUGGACUUACUUGGUGUUUAAUGGACUAUCGUCUGGAAAAGAAACUAUCUGCUCUGGGAUUUUGUUCUGGUGCUGUAGCAGGUUUAGUAGCAAUUACACCAGGUUCUGGUUAUGUUGAUUUUCCAUCUGCUGUAGCUUUUGGUUUUCUUGGUGGUUUUGCUUGUAAUAUGGCCGUAAAACUUAAACAUUUAUUUGAUUAUGACGAUGCUUUGGAUGUGUUUGCUGUACAUGCCGUUGGAGGUUUUGUUGGUAACCUUCUUACUGGUGUUUUUGCUUCACAAUCAGUUAUUCAAAUGAUUGAUCCUAAUGCACCUGGUGGUGGUGGAUGGAUAAACAGAAAUUGGAUGCAAGUAGUUUAUCAACUUUCAGAUUCCGUGGCUGGUAUGUUAUACUCAUUUUCCGUAACUUAUCUUAUAUUAUGGAUUAUGGAUAAGAUUCCGGGACUUUCACUUCGUGUUGACCCAGAAUCUGAAGCUCAGGGUCUUGAUGAAACAGAAUUAGGUGAACUUGCUUAUUAUCACAUUGACAAAUUUAUUUCUUGUACAAAAUUAUCUUCUGAAAAAGUUUAUGAUGAUGUCAUGGAUCAUAAAAGUAUUAAUUGA